ACGGUUUCAGUAUCCCCAGGCGCCUUAACAAUAAGCAGCGGGUUACAGAGGAAAUCGAGUCUCUCCGUGGCGCUUCCAGGCUGAGGACCCUGCGCCUACCGGCCGAGCACCCCCUAGGGCAGAGGGGCGAGGGAGACCGGCGGGAAGGGGCAGCAAGCCGCCUGAUUGACAGCCCGAAAUCUGAUCUUGUGAAAGAGACGCGGAGCCAAUGGGAGGCAGCGAUCCAUCAGUUUGGAUUGGAGGCCCCUGGAGGAGAAGUAGAGGAAAAACCACCGAAUUGAGCUCUGUCAGAGGCGCUUUCGGCUUCCAAGGGGGAAGUGCUGCGCUAUAAUUAAUGUUUUUAUUAAAUUUGGAGGGAAGUUUUUGCAGCCUUUCGCCUAGCGUGGCCUUCAGUCCCGUUAGGUGCAAAGCAAGUCUCGUUGAUCGCCAUUGCUAGUUUUGCACACGUUUGCGAAUCAGAGCUGCCCGGGGUACACCGACCGCGCAGGGAAACAUCGAGAGUGUAAAUAAAUACAUCGCCUCUUGUUCGGAUUUUUGCUACUACCGAAAAUAUGUAAAUUGUGAACUCUCUUGGCUCUCUUUGGAUCCAGGUUGAUAGAAGUCCAGAUCCUGAGGAAAUCUCCAGCUAAAUGCUCAAAAUAUAAAAUACUGAGCUGAGAUUUGCGAAGAGCAGCAGCAUGGAUGGAUUUUAUGACCAGCAAGUGCCUUACAUGGUCACCAAUAGUCAGCGUGGGAGAAAUUGUAACGAGAAACCAACAAAUGUCAGGAAAAGAAAAUUCAUUAACAGAGAUCUGGCUCAUGAUUCAGAAGAACUCUUUCAAGAUCUAAGUCAAUUACAGGAAACAUGGCUUGCAGAAGCUCAGGUACCUGACAAUGAUGAGCAGUUUGUACCAGACUAUCAGGCUGAAAGUUUGGCUUUUCAUGGCCUACCACUGAAAAUCAAGAAAGAACCCCACAGUCCAUGUUCAGAAAUCAGCUCUGCCUGCAGUCAAGAACAGCCCUUUAAAUUCAGCUAUGGAGAAAAGUGCCUGUACAAUGUCAGUGCCUAUGAUCAGAAGCCACAAGUGGGAAUGAGGCCCUCCAACCCCCCCACACCAUCCAGCACGCCAGUGUCCCCACUGCAUCAUGCAUCUCCAAACUCAACUCAUACACCGAAACCUGACCGGGCCUUCCCAGCUCACCUCCCUCCAUCGCAGUCCAUACCAGAUAGCAGCUACCCCAUGGACCACAGAUUUCGCCGCCAGCUUUCUGAACCCUGUAACUCCUUUCCUCCUUUGCCGACAAUGCCAAGGGAAGGACGUCCUAUGUACCAACGCCAGAUGUCUGAGCCAAACAUCCCCUUCCCACCACAAGGCUUUAAGCAGGAGUACCACGACCCAGUGUAUGAACACAACACCAUGGUUGGCAGUGCGGCCAGCCAAAGCUUUCCCCCUCCUCUGAUGAUUAAACAGGAACCCAGAGAUUUUGCAUAUGACUCAGAAGUGCCUAGCUGCCACUCCAUUUAUAUGAGGCAAGAAGGCUUCCUGGCUCAUCCCAGCAGAACAGAAGGCUGUAUGUUUGAAAAGGGCCCCAGGCAGUUCUAUGAUGACACCUGUGUUGUCCCAGAAAAAUUCGAUGGAGACAUCAAACAAGAGCCAGGAAUGUAUCGGGAAGGACCCACAUACCAACGGCGAGGAUCACUUCAGCUCUGGCAGUUUUUGGUAGCUCUUCUGGAUGACCCUUCAAAUUCUCAUUUUAUUGCCUGGACUGGUCGAGGCAUGGAAUUUAAACUGAUUGAGCCUGAGGAGGUGGCCCGACGUUGGGGCAUUCAGAAAAACAGGCCAGCUAUGAACUAUGAUAAACUUAGCCGUUCACUCCGCUAUUACUAUGAGAAAGGAAUUAUGCAAAAGGUGGCUGGAGAGAGAUAUGUCUACAAAUUUGUGUGUGAUCCAGAAGCCCUUUUCUCCAUGGCCUUUCCAGAUAAUCAGCGCCCACUGCUGAAGACAGACAUGGAACGUCACAUCAAUGAGGAGGACACAGUGCCUCUAUCUCACUUUGAUGAGAGCAUGGCCUACAUGCCGGAAGGGGGCUGCUGCAACCCCCACCCCUACAACGAAGGCUACGUGUAUUAACACAAGUGACAGUCAAGCAGGGCGUUUUCGCGCUUUUCCUUUUUUCUGCAAGAUACAGAGAAUCGCUGAAUCUUUGUUUUAUUUCUGUUAUUUGUAUUUUAUUUUUAAAUAAUAAUACACAAAAAGGGGCUUUUCCUGUUGCAUUAUUCUAUGGUCUGCCAUGGACUGUGCACUUUAUUUGAGGGUGGGUGGGAGUAAUCUAAACAUUUAUUCUGUGUAACAGGAAGCUAAUGGGUGAAUGGGCAGAGGGAUUUGGGGAUUACUUUGUACUUAGGCUCGGGAUGGGGUCCUACAAGUUUUGAGUAUAAUGAAACUAUAUCAUGUCUAUUUGAUUUCAUAACAACAUAAGAUAAUGUUUAUUUUAUCUGGGUAUCUAUGGUACAGUUAAUUUCACGUUGUGUAAAUAUCCACUUGGAGACUGUUUGCCUUGGGCAUUUUCCCCUGUCAUUUAUGAGUCUCUGCAGGUGUACAAAAAAACCCCAAUCUACUGUAAAUGGCAGUUUAAUUGUUAGAAAUGACUGUUUUUGCACCUCUUGUAAAAAGGUAUUUAGCGAUUGCAUUUGCUGUUUGUUGUUUUGUUUUGCUUUAUAUAUGACUUGCAGAGGAUAACCAUAAAAUGGGUAAUUCUCUCUGAAGUUGAAUAAUCACCAUGACUGUAAAUGAGGGGCACAAUUUUGGACUCUGGCUCCAAACUGAGUCAUAGGCCAGUAGCAUUACAUGUAUCUGGUGCCACCUUGCUGUUUAGAUACAAAUCAUACUGUCUUUUAAAUAUUUUGAAGCCCAUUUCAGUUAAAUAAUGACAUGUCAUGGUCCUUUGGAAUCUUCAUUUAAAUGUUAAAUCUGGGAUCAAAAUGAAGCAAAAAAUAUCUGUCUCCUUUUCACUUUCUUCAGUACAUAAAUACAUUAUUUAAUCAAUAAGAAUUAACUGUACUAAAUCAUGUAUUAUGCUGUUCUAGUUACAGCAAACACUCUUUAAGAAAAAUAUCCAAUACACUAAAUAGGUACUAUAGUAAUUUUUAGACAUGGUACCCAUUGAUAUGCAUUUAAACAUUUUACUGCUGUGUUAUGUUGAUAACAUAUAUAAAUAUUAGAUAAUGCUAAUGCUUCUGCUGCUGUCUUUUCUGUAGUAUUCUCUUUCAUGCUGAAUUUACUAUGACCAUUUAUAAGCAGUGCAGUUAACUACAGAUAGCAUUUCAGGACAAAAUAGAUGACUCAAACCAUUUAUUGCUUAAAAAAUAGCUUACGCCAUGCUAUGCUAUAAGCAGCUUUUAUGCACAUUGACAAAUGAAGAGUAAGCUUCAGCUUGCUAAAGGAAACUGUGGAACCUUUUUUAACUUUUGGUGAUAUGGAAAAUUAUGUACAAACUGUCAAAGAAUAUGAGGAAGUUGCUGUAUGACAUAGUGCUGGCACUGAUAUUAUCCAUCAUCUCUUUUUGGACACUUCUGUAAAUGUGAUUGGAUUGUUUGAAAGAAGAUGUAAAGUUUCAAAGUUUUUUGUUUUGUUUUUGUUUUGCAUUUGGAGAAAAUAUUGAAAGCAGGGUAUGUUGUUUCAUUCACCUUGAAAAAAACAUGAGUAAAUGGGGAUAUAGAAUCUCUGAAUAGCUUGCUAAAAGAUUCAAGCAAGGGACUUGAAUUUUGUUCCAUCUAUCAAUAAUAUCCAGAAGAACAACUUUUUUAAAGAGUCUAUAGCAAAAAGUAAAAAAAAAAAAAAAUUCUAAACACAAAGUCAAAAUAAACCUAUUGUAAAAGCAUUUCGUGAUGAGCAUGAAAAAGAUUCUUUAAAGAUGAUCCCCCCAGCUACCUAUUUUCCAAAACUACACGGAUCACAGCUCAUUUCUCUAAGUGGAGCAGUUGUCGAGAAACCCAAACACCAAAAUUGCUACUCUUCACAUUUAAUACUACAAAAAAUACUCCAAUUUCAAAAUAUGUAUGUAACCUGCGAUUUCAAUGAUUGUUGUUCAUAUACAUCAUGUAUUAUUUUGGCCCGUUAUGGGCCUAAAAAAGAAAACUAUGCCUUAAAAAUCAGAACCUUUUCCCCCCACUAUGCUUAUGUGGCCAUCUACAGCACUUAGAAUAAAAACAGAUGUUAAAAUAUUCAGUGAAAGUUUUAUUGGAAAAAGAAUUGAGAUAUAUAAUUGAGAUUUGGUGAAAUUGAAGGAGAAAAUUUAAGUGAGUCUUUAAAAUAUAUUCUGAAUGAAAACUAUUGAGGAUUCAUUUUUGUUCCUUUUUUUUUCUUUUUUCUCCUUUUUCUUCUUUUUAAUAGUCUAGUUUUAGUCAGUCAGUGAGGAAGAAUUGGGCCAUGGGUUAUCACAACAAUGGCAGAAAUGGUAUUAAUUAUAUAAUAUUUAAGGACAAACUAUAUGUUUUGCUGUUUUAACGUAGUGUGACUCACUGAACUAAAUACAUAAUUGACCAACAUUAAGUGUAUUUCCAAUACAGAAGGGUUGAAAAUAUUACAUUAUAAACUCUUUUGAAAAAUGUAUCUAAAAUUUUUUAAGUUCUGUUUUUAUUCCACUUUUUGGUUGUGUUUUUAUGUUUUUAUUUUCAGGUAGAUUAAUAAAUCUGGCAGCUGAUUUCUGCAA
Molecule: messenger RNA, 4692 nt
Organism: Symphalangus syndactylus (siamang)
Lineage: Eukaryota; Metazoa; Chordata; Mammalia; Primates; Hylobatidae
Gene: ETV1
Product: ETS variant transcription factor 1
Biological process (GO): regulation of transcription by RNA polymerase II; cell differentiation
Cellular component (GO): nucleus
Molecular function (GO): sequence-specific DNA binding; DNA-binding transcription factor activity, RNA polymerase II-specific
Source: RefSeq, a predicted model, not a curated record